AUGGCUUCGCUAACAACAAUCACUAGCGAACUCCAAAUUCAUAUCGCAAGACAUUUAGACAUUGAAGCACUCCUCGCUCUGUCCCUUGUGUCAAAGCAGUUAUGCUCAAUUGCGCAGGACGUUUUGUACGUUGAUGUCAGCCUCCAAGAGAACAUCACCGAAAAUGCGAAAGUACACUCCGACAUCCGCAGUUUCUAUUACACUAUGAAAACACGACCACAUCUCUGCCGCAGAGUCCGCCAUCUUUCUAUGGUCCCACAUGAUGCACGGCUGAAGCUCAUAGUCCCUGCGGAGAUAUUCACUGGCUUAGGGUUGGUGCCUGCUGUCAUAAUCAAGGUCAGCGAAGCUGCAUUGGCAGGCAUACUCCUUACGAUGCUACCCAAUCUGACAUCAUUGAACAUGACAAUGAUUGCUUACGAUCAGAACGGUGAGAUGCCGAUAUUGGCUAGUAAUCCGAUACAACGACUAUUUGGCACGGAAUUUGAUCCUCAGCAGCUGCGGAAUAUUCCAGGGCUAAAAAAAGUCGAAACAUUGCGAUUAUGGGCUCCUACCAUUGAGUCUCAUUGGAUGACUUUGCCUCAACUGAGUCAACUCUACCUGCAUCCUGAAGGCAUUCGAGCCCUCAGCGACCGAGGGGCGGGUCUUCUUGAGAUUGAGUCGGUUGUGGAGCUUCUUCCAUUAUCGCUCCCGAAGCUUACGGCUUUGAGCCUAACAGUCAAAACAACAUGGCUAACUCCGCAAAAUCGUCCACAAAACCAUUCACAGCCAGUCCAUGGGUUUCCAGAGUUGCUGAGAAGAUUACCCGGUAUCACCAAUCUUGAGAUCUUCUUUGAGAAUAGCGAGGAUGCUGGAGAUAUGUCCAGCGUCACGGACUGCAACGAGCUCGGUAAGACGCUAGCCGUUUUCACACAGACGCUCCGAGCCCUCACUAUUCACACGCUACCUGAUGACGGUCAGAUUCUUCCAAUACAGCGACUCAAUCACUUCACGAAGUUGCAAGAGCUUAGUAUAAGCGAGGACGCUCUCCUCGAUGACAAUACCCAUCUCGAAUAUGCUGACGAGCCCGGGAUGCCUCCCAUCACUCAGCUACCCCCACAGCUUGAGAGACUCGAGAUAUUCCGCGUGUCGGAAAGAGUACUGGAAUUUUGGGACUUUCUCAUUUCAAAUGUAGAAGGCUUUCCGAAUCUGAAGACCGUCGUGCUGCACACUGAUCUGAGACGGACAAGGAUACCUGUGUGGAGGGUAGGGGGUAGUUAUUUAGGCUAUACGCAAACCAGGCUAGAAAAGUGGUUGUCAUGGGUAGUGGAAUUUUCGUUCAGGGAUGUCGGUCUGGACGUGGUGGUUUGGUACCUUGGGGAAGAAUAG
Cucurbitaria berberidis CBS 394.84 is the source of this 1365-nucleotide messenger RNA. RefSeq lists its product as uncharacterized. Bases 1 to 1365 code for a protein of 454 amino acids. Gene Ontology annotation, molecular function: protein binding. Lineage: Eukaryota; Fungi; Ascomycota; Dothideomycetes; Pleosporales; Cucurbitariaceae. The transcript has a single exon. The record is from RefSeq and is a predicted model, not a curated record.